Leptonychotes weddellii (Weddell seal) is the source of this 1510-nucleotide messenger RNA. The record is from RefSeq and is a predicted model, not a curated record. Lineage: Eukaryota; Metazoa; Chordata; Mammalia; Carnivora; Phocidae.
UUCAGUUCUAUUUCCGUCGGGUCCUUUAAUGCGUCACAUCCAGGUUAAAAAAAAAAAAUCUGAGAGGGACGGUGAAGGAUGGAGGAAGUCUCUCUAAAGAGCUCAGGCCACCAUCUUGGUACCCGGAAUGCGGCAAGGAAAGGAACUUCUUCCGCGAACUGCGUCGCUGACCGAAUCAAUGAUGGCCGCUACACGUUGGCGGACGCGCCCGCUUUGGCUCUGGCGUGCGGCCAGUGGCUGUAAGAGGAGUCCAGCUGGGACAGGUUAGAGUUGCUGCGGCUCCACGAACUCUUGGAGCUGAGACGGUGGGAACAGAGGGCUUCGGCGCCCGCCUAUUUUGCUUGAUUACAUUGUGGAAAGGUGAAAAAUUGCAAGUUUACUUCUGACAGUACCGUGUUAGAUCAUCCAUUAAAAGGAAUAUCUAUUGUAAGGAGCCAUGGCGUACUACCCCACAAGGCUGAAGACCAGACAAAUUUAUUCGUGGGUUGGCAAGCCGUUGUUGGAUCAAAAACUACGCUACCACACCUACAAAGAAAUGAGUGUCAAAAUGGAAGGUGGUCUGACUGAGAUUCGCAUCCAAGUUGGACAGUUUGUGUUGAUUGAAGGGGAUGAUGAUGAAAAUCCAUAUGUUGCUAAAUUGGUUCAACUAUUUGAAGAUGAUUCUGAAGCUCCUUCUAAGAAACGUGCUCGAGUACAGUGGUUUAUCCGAUUCUGUGAAGUUCCUGUCAGUAAACGGUAUUUGCUGGGCCGGAAGCCUGCUGCGCAGGAGAUAUUCUGGUAUGAUUACCCUUCCUGUAACAGCAACAUUAGUGCUGAGACCAUCAUUGACCAUGUGCAGGUAGUAGCUUUAGGCCCAGAUGAAGUGAUACCUAUGGAUCCGAAAAAUGAGAAGACACUCUUUGUGAAACUAUCUUGGAAUGAGAAGACAUUCAGACCACUAGCCCCAGAACUCUUUGCAGAGUUUGAUCAGCCACAAGAAGGCAGUCCUAGGUGCCAGAAGUCUGUGGAAGCCAAGACUAAGGGCCUAGGAAGCACUUCUUGGACCACAGCAGAGCAUGCGGUCAAAAGGAUUGAAUCAAGGCACUCUACCUCCAAAUCUCGCCGAACUCCUUCCCAUCCUGUCACCCCAAAGGCAAAGAAGAGACUGGAGCUCAGUGCCAUUCUGAUAAGUGUAUACAGUCAACAUGUGGCACUGUGCAGAAUGGAGGGACUCCCGUACCCCACCAUGUCAGAGACAAUGGCAGUGUGCUCUCACCUGAGCUCUUGCCGCCUCCUCCUCGUGGAACCCAGCAGGAACGACCUGCUUCUUCGUGUGCGGCUCAACAUCAGCCAGGACGAUGUGCUGUACGCGCUGAAGGAGUGAAGGGCUUCACAGGGAAGGGCUGUGAUCAGCUCUUUUCAAAGGGCCUGAUUUCCUCUUUCUAAGCACAUGGAAUUGUAGUAGCAAAACAUAAUGAAUGGAAAUGGCUGUCACAUAUUUUGAAAUUUUCCAUUAAAUAAUUUGAUUUUU